Messenger RNA from Fomitiporia mediterranea MF3/22, 846 nucleotides. RefSeq lists its product as uncharacterized. The coding region runs from base 1 to 846 and encodes 281 amino acids. Gene Ontology annotation, biological process: regulation of RNA metabolic process; regulation of gene expression. The transcript is spliced from 5 exons. Gene Ontology annotation, cellular component: cytoplasm; nucleus. NCBI's taxonomy places the organism in Eukaryota, Fungi, Basidiomycota, Agaricomycetes, Hymenochaetales, Hymenochaetaceae. The record is from RefSeq and is a predicted model, not a curated record. Gene Ontology annotation, molecular function: mRNA binding.
AUGAUCCAUAUGCGCUGCUUGAUUGUCACGCAGGAUGCGUCUAUCAUCAUUGGCCGUGCAGGAAAGCACGUCAACGAGAUUCGCGAAAAGAGCGGGGCACGCGUCGUGGUCUCCGAGAGCAUCCCAGGCAACCCAGAACGCAUCCUGAAUGUCAGUGGUCCAUUGGAUGCGGUCUCAAAAGCAUUUGGCCUCAUUGUCCGAAGGAUAAAUGACGAGCCAUUCGACGUUCCUUCGGUUCCUGGCAGCCGGGCAGUUACCAUCAAGUUCAUGAUACCCAAUUCUCGCAUGGGCUCUAUUAUUGGGAAACAGGGCGCGAAAAUCAAGGAAAUUCAGGAUGCUAGCGGCGCACGACUCAACGCCAGCGAAGGCAUGCUACCUGGAUCUACUGAGCGGGUGCUCAGCGUUGCCGGUGUUGCUGACGCAAUUCAUAUUGCAACAUACUAUGUUGGCAACAUCCUCAUCGAAUGCCAAGAGCGCAUGCCGUCUUCGACAAAUUCGUCGUAUCGGCCCUCUAACCGUGCUCCGCGUCCACCACUCAGCGGAGGCGCUCAGUCAUAUACGCAGCAGAUUUACAUCCCUAAUGAUUUGGUCGGCUGUAUCAUUGGAAAGGGCGGAAGCAAAAUCAAUGAGAUCAGGCACAUGAGUGCUAGCCAGAUAAAGAUCAUGGAACCGGGUGUUACUCCUCCGGGUAUGAGUGGACCUGCGGGUGGUACGGAGAACGAGAGGCUGGUCAUUAUAACUGGGCAGCCACAUAAUAUCCAGAUGGCUGUCCAACUGCUAUACCACCGUUUGGAACAGGAGAAGCAGAAGCAACAGCAACUGGUUGCGCAGCGCGCUAUGCAAUGA